Messenger RNA from Pelmatolapia mariae (spotted tilapia), 1037 nucleotides. RefSeq names its product immunoglobulin superfamily member 1-like. The record is from RefSeq and is a predicted model, not a curated record. The coding region runs from base 19 to 492 and encodes 157 amino acids. Gene Ontology annotation, molecular function: signaling receptor binding. Gene Ontology annotation, cellular component: external side of plasma membrane. Lineage: Eukaryota; Metazoa; Chordata; Actinopteri; Cichliformes; Cichlidae. The transcript has 3 exons. Gene Ontology annotation, biological process: regulation of cytokine production; T cell receptor signaling pathway.
AAUGACGCUGAAACAUACAUGUGUCAUGGCUUCAUGGCAGAAACACUAUCAUGGGUGCUCAUCAGCACUAUCUACUUAAGUGUUGUUCGUCCUCCAGAUAAGAAAACAAUCAUAACAGAGUCUGGACAGAACGUCACUCUGACAUGUCGAGCUCCAAACAACAACAUCAGAGGUGUUUAUUGGACUAGAGCUGACCUGUUGCCAGAAUAUGUGCUUUUAUACCAGGAUGGUGGUUUUGAUCCGGAAGACCAGCAUCCAUCUUUUAAGAACCGGGUGGAUCUGCAGGACAUAAAGAUGAAGGAUGGAGACGUGUCUUUGAUUCUGAAGAAUGUGACGAUUAAUGACACCGGAAUACACACGUGUCAUGUUUUCAUGGCAGAAACAAACUCAUGGGAGAUCAUCAGCAUCAUCUACCUCGUUGUUGUUGAUCCUCCAGGUCUCCACUUCAUCAGACAUCACCUAGACAUGAGGCCAACACAAACAGCAGCCUAACCGACGAAGAUGAUGGAUCCAUGGUGUCAGGAAAGCCAGAAGCAGAGGAACUGGAGAGAUACCAUUCACUGUCCAAUGUCCAUUCACUGGAGGUGUGGAUGUAUUGCAUGGCUUUCCUCAGAUCAAGAAGCUGUCGAUCAAAGUCAAUACAGCUCUUCCUGCAUCUGCAGCCUGUGAGAGACUUUUUAGUCAUGCAGGACUCCUGUUCACUGCCAAACUGUCACAGCUUCACAGCAAGAACCUUGAGAGCCAACUGCUGCUGAAGCUGAACCACCAGUUCACUGACCGAAGAAACAAUUUAUGGUAAAGUGAGCCAUACACAUAUGUACAUCCACAUAGUGGAAAUUUGUAUUUGUCUUUUAUAAUUAGUUUUACUCUGAUUUCAGUGUUUAUUUGUGAGUGUAGUUUUUACAUUUUUACAUAUGACAUUGUGUUAAUCCACUGUCUAUACUUCAGGGUAUUUUAGUAUACAAAAUAGAAUGUCUAUUCUUGUGGAAUUUUAGCACAGAUGUUUUUUUUUAUGUUUUUUUGUUUUUAAAUUCCUG